AUCGCUACCACUGCACCCCUCAAACCCAGUGACCCAACCCACUACACAUCGGAGUCUCGCGCGCGGGCUCAAGCACUUGUUCUUAGCUGCUUAGCUGCUUUCUUCGUUGUAGGAACUGCAACAAUGGCUACCCCCUACCGUCUUCCUUGCUGCUGCUAUGCCCUCGUCACUGUGCUCGUGCUCUUCUUCUCCGUCGACGCUACGGAGGGCGCCAUCAGGGAGUACCAGUUCGAUGUGCAAAUGACCAAUGUGACGCGGCUGUGCAGCAGCAAGAGCAUCGUGACGGUGAACGGCCAGUUCCCGGGGCCGACGGUGUUCGCGAGGGAGGGCGACUUCGUCGUCAUCCGCGUCGUCAACCACGUCCCCUACAACAUGAGCAUCCACUGGCACGGCAUCCGGCAGCUGCGGAGCGGGUGGGCGGACGGGCCGGCGUACAUCACGCAGUGCCCGAUCCAGAGCGGCCAGAGCUACGUGUACAAGUUCACCAUCACGGGGCAGCGCGGCACGCUGUGGUGGCACGCGCACAUCUCCUGGCUGCGCGCCACCGUCUACGGGCCCAUCGUCAUCCUGCCCAAGCCCGGCGUCCCUUACCCGUUCCCGGCGCCCUACGACGAAGUCCCCGUCUUGUUCGGGGAGUGGUGGACGGCGGACACGGAGGCGGUGAUCAGCCAGGCGCUCCAGACCGGCGGAGGCCCCAACGUCUCCGACGCCUUCACCAUCAACGGGCUGCCUGGGCCGCUCUACAACUGCUCUGCAAAAGACACGUUCAAGCUGAAAGUGAAGCCCGGGAAGACGUACAUGCUCCGCAUCAUCAACGCUGCGCUCAAUGACGAGCUCUUCUUCUCCAUCGCCGGCCACCCGCUCACCGUCGUUGACGUCGACGCGGUCUACAUCAAGCCCAUCACCGUGGAGACCAUCAUUAUCACCCCUGGGCAGACCACCAACGUGCUCCUCACCACCAAGCCGUCCUACCCCGGCGCCACCUACUACAUGCUGGCCGCGCCCUACUCCACCGCCAGGCCGGGCACCUUCGACAACACCACCGUCGCCGGCAUCCUCGAGUACGAGGACCCCACGUCGUCCCCUCCCCCGCACGCGGCCUUCGACAAGAACCUCCCGGCGCUGAAGCCGACCCUGCCGCAGAUCAACGACACGAGCUUCGUCGCCAACUACACGGCCAGGCUCCGCAGCCUGGCCACCGCGGAGUACCCGGCCGACGUGCCGCGGGAGGUGCACAGGCGGUUCUUCUUCACGGUCGGGCUGGGCACCCACCCGUGCGCCGUGAACGGGACGUGCCAGGGCCCCACCAACAGCAGCCGGUUCGCGGCGUCCGUGAACAACGUCUCCUUCGUGCUCCCCACCACGGCGCUGCUGCAGUCGCACUUCGCCGGCAAGUCCAGGGGGGUGUACUCGUCCAACUUCCCGGCCGCGCCGCUGGUCCCGUUCAACUACACGGGGACGCCGCCCAACAACACCAACGUGUCCAACGGCACCAAGCUGGUGGUGCUGCCGUACGGCACCAGCGUGGAGCUGGUGAUGCAGGGCACCAGCAUCCUCGGCGCCGAGAGCCACCCGCUGCACCUCCACGGCUUCAACUUCUUCGUCGUCGGCCAAGGGUUCGGCAACUUCGACCCCGCCAAGGACCCGGCCAAGUACAACCUCGUCGACCCCGUCGAGCGUAACACCGUCGGCGUGCCGGCGGCCGGGUGGGUGGCCAUCCGGUUCCGCGCAGACAAUCCAGGGGUGUGGUUCAUGCAUUGCCACUUGGAAGUUCACGUCAGCUGGGGCCUGAAAAUGGCAUGGCUGGUGCUGGACGGAGAACGCCCCAACGAGAAGCUGCUGCCUCCGCCAUCGGAUCUGCCCACAUGUUAGACGACACGAGGAAUUGCUGGCCUAGUCGUCGCCAUCAACGGCCGUGAUUGAUCGGCCCGGACCAUCUUGGAACAGGGAUUGCGUGCUCUCUAAUUUGCACAGGAUAUCUUACCGUCUUUUGCUUGUGCUGGGGUUGGUGUUAUGCUUCCAUUUAGUGGUGUGCUUUUUCCGGCUUGAGUCGUCGUCUGGUUAGCUGUGUGAGAGACACGGGCAGGAAGGUCCGCUGAUGCUACUAGACAGACGCCAUUUAUUUUUUUGAUUACUUAUGAGUUACUACCAUCUUUUGUACUGCCUCGGUCCUAAAAUAAUUGACAUUCUUGUUUUUAAAAA
Messenger RNA from Zea mays, 2202 nucleotides. Its product is annotated as L-ascorbate oxidase. The transcript has 5 exons. Lineage: Eukaryota; Viridiplantae; Streptophyta; Magnoliopsida; Poales; Poaceae. Gene Ontology annotation, cellular component: apoplast. Gene Ontology annotation, biological process: lignin catabolic process. Gene Ontology annotation, molecular function: copper ion binding; hydroquinone:oxygen oxidoreductase activity. The record is from RefSeq and is marked validated. The coding region runs from base 124 to 1872 and encodes 582 amino acids.